AUGUGUACACCAUGGCUCGAAGCUUUCCCACGAACUGUCAAGCCUAUCCUCGAAGAAAUCGAUGCGACGCUCAAUCUCCCCCUUACAAAGACGAUCGAAUCCGGGACGAAUGCCGAACUCACACACACCGAGAACGCGCAGCCCGCCAUCAUGGCAACGUCGAUUAUGAUCUUGAGAGUCAUGGAGCAAGAAUUCGGCUUCAACACCGCUGAGCGCGUGGACAUCACACUAGGCCACUCCUUGGGCGAGUUCGCGGCAUUGGUAGCAGGCGGCUAUCUCACAUUCCAAGAUGCGCUCAAGAUGGUGCGGCGGCGCGCAGAAGUCAUGAGCAAAUGCAGCGCCGACGCUGUCGAGCAGGAAGGCGGCGAAUUCGGCAUGGUAGCACUCGUUUGCGAGUCGGAACAACACAUGCAGUCCCUUGUCACCGGCGUGCGCGAAUUCCUCGAAAUCUCGGGCCCGGGGUCGAAAAGCGACUCGGCGGAACAUCUCCCGGCCGUGCAGCAAGUCGCAAUCGCGAACCUCAAUUCGAAAAAUCAGAUCGUGCUGAGUGGGAGCAUAGCGAGGAUCAACACCCUCUUGGCGAAUUUGAGGCAAUUUGGUGGACACGACCCACGACACGUACGAUUGAAGAGCGACUCGCCGUUCCACAGCCCGCUCAUGAAGCCAGCGCAGGAGAUUAUGCACAAGAUUCUACACAAGGAGAGGCAGGAUGGGAGCGACAUAAUAACAUGGCCCGGCGUCAUGCCAUGCAUAUCCAACGUCAGCGGGAAGCCAUUCGAGGACAAAGAACAGCUGAAGAACCUGCUCGCAAGAAGCUGUGUCGAGACGGUGCAGUGGUGGAAGAGUGUCAAGUACUUACACGAGGUGGAGAAGGUUCGGAGAUAUGUUGGUAUUGGACCUGGCAAGGUCGGGAGAAACUUGGUCGGCAAAGAAGUGGGCAUGAAGGGCGCAGUCAAGGGAGGCGGAGUUUGGGGCAUCACGAGCCCGAAGGAAAUGGAGGAGGUAGUCAGAGCUUUGGAGGAGACAGAGAACGUCGAGGAGGAAUAG
This is a messenger RNA of Parastagonospora nodorum SN15, 1047 nucleotides long. RefSeq lists its product as hypothetical. Gene Ontology annotation, molecular function: [acyl-carrier-protein] S-malonyltransferase activity. Gene Ontology annotation, cellular component: mitochondrion. Gene Ontology annotation, biological process: fatty acid biosynthetic process. The record is from RefSeq and is a predicted model, not a curated record. NCBI's taxonomy places the organism in Eukaryota, Fungi, Ascomycota, Dothideomycetes, Pleosporales, Phaeosphaeriaceae. Bases 1 to 1047 code for a protein of 348 amino acids. The transcript has a single exon.